UGCCAAGGUACAAUUUCUUUCUGAUUUUUGGUUUUGCAAGAUUUAAUUUUUAAACAUGGACAUUCCGUUACAGCGUUACCAAAGUAUCUCGUUGGGUCAAAUUAGGAAUACUUGUAGUUUUCUGCCUUCUUCUUCUUCUUCUUCUUCUUCUUCAACAAAUCACAGGGGUUUUAAGCAGAUAAAGUUUUUCUCUUUGUAUCGCUUUUCUUUCAAUAGCAGAAAAUGGAGGAAUCCAUUUGCUAUAAACCAGUGUUGUUCGCUAGAUCGAGGAUUACAACCACGGCCUAAACCUAAACCUUCUAAAGUCGACAUUGAUGUAGAAGAAGGGACAAAUUUCAAAGAUACCCGGAUAAAGAAACCCAGUGCUAGAAUUUGUAGUCAGAUAGAGAAGUUAGUUCUCCAUGGAAAAUAUAGAGAGGCACUUGAAUUGUUUGAGAUACUUGAGCUUGAUGGUGGGUUUGAUGUGGGUAGUAGUACUUAUGAUGCUUUAGUUAGUGCUUGUAUUGGACUAAGAUCUAUCCCAGGCGUUAAGAGAGUGCUUAAUUAUAUGUUGAGUAAUGGGUUUGAACCUGAUCAGUAUAUGGCUAACAGAGUUCUGCUUGUGCAAGUUAAGUGUGGGAUGAUGAUCCAUGCGCGUAAAUGGUUUGAUGAAAUGCCUGAGAGGAAUUUGGUUUCUUGGAAUACUAUUAUUUCUGGACUAGUGGAUAUGGGGGACUAUAAGGAAGCAUUUAGGUUGUUUCUGAUUAUGUGGGAGGAGUUCUCUGAUGCUGGUUCUCGUACUUUUGCCACCAUGAUCCAAGCGUCUGCUGGGUUGGGAUGGAUUUCCAUAGGGAGACAGUUACACUCGUGCGCUUUGAAGAUGGAAGUAGGGGAUGAUAUAUUUGUUUCUUGUGCUUUGAUUGAUAUGUAUGGUAAGUGUGGGAGCAUUGAAGAUGCUCAUUGUGUCUUUGAUGAAAUGCCGGAGAGAAAUAUAGUGGCUUGGAAUACUAUUAUUGCUGGUUAUGCACUUCACGGUUAUAGCGAGGAAGCUUUGGACAUGGUGUAUGAGAUGCGUAAUUCUGGUGUAAGAAUGGACCAUUUCACAUUUUCUAUAGUAGUGAGAAUAUGUGCACGAUUAGCUUCUUUGAAUUAUGCUAAACAAGCCCAUGCUUCUCUACUUCGUCAUGGUUUUGGAUCAGAUAUUGUAGCAAAUUCAGCACUUGUUGACUUUUAUAGCAAAUGGGGAAGAGUGGAAACUGCUCGGCAUGUUUUUGACCAAAUGCCUUGCAAGAAUGUUAUCUCCUGGAAUGCCUUGAUUGCUGGAUAUGGGAAUCAUGGUAAGGGAGAUGACGCAAUUGAGUUGUUUGAGCAGAUGCUUCAAGAAAGGAUAAGACCCAACCAUGUCACUUUUCUUGCUGUUUUAUCUGCCUGUAGCUAUUCUGGUUUAUCCGAGCAUGGGUGGGAAAUUUUUCGAUCUAUGGAUAGAGAUUACAAAGUUAAGCCUCGGGCUAUGCACUAUGCAUGCAUGAUUGAAUUAUUAGGAAGAGAAGGGCUCUUAGAUGAAGCUUUUACUUUGAUAAGAAGUGCUUCUUUCAAGCCUACAGCAAAUAUGUGGGCUGCCCUGUUAACGGCAUGUCGAAUCCAUGAAAAUGUAGAGCUUGGAAAAUUGGCAGCUGAGAAACUCUAUGGAAUGGAACCCCAGAAGCUUAACAAUUACGUUGUUCUUUUGAAUAUAUAUAACAGUUCUGGCAAGUUAAAGGAGGCUGCUGGUGUCAUCCAUACUUUAAGAAGAAAGGGUUUGAGAAUGCUUCCGGCAUGCAGUUGGAUUGAAGUUAAGAAACAGCCACAUGUUUUCCAUUCUGGUGAUAAAUUUCACCCCCAGAGAAAGGAGAUAUAUCAAAAAGUGGAUGAUUUGAUGAAGGAAAUUUCUAAGCACGGUUAUGUUCCUGAGAAGAACAGCCUGCUUCCUGAUGUGGAUGAACAAGAACAGCUUGUGCUGUUGUACCAUAGUGAGAAACUAGCGAUUGCUUUUGGAUUGAUUAAUACUCCAUAUUGGGCUCCUUUGCAAGUUGUUCAGGGCCACCGUCUCUGCUGUGACUGUCAUGAAGCAAUUAAGCUGAUAGCUAUGGUUAGCGGGAGGGAAAUUGUAGUUAAGGAUGCCAGCAGAUUCCAUCAUUUCAGAGAUGGGAAUUGUUCUUGUGGGGAUUACUGGUAAUGGUAUAUAAUAAUAUACAUUAAGGUCCGUUUUUUCCCUGUUUGAGAAUAUCUAUCAGCAACUUAAUAAAAAAGUUCAUUAUUCUA
Molecule: messenger RNA, 2280 nt
Organism: Ricinus communis (castor bean)
Lineage: Eukaryota; Viridiplantae; Streptophyta; Magnoliopsida; Malpighiales; Euphorbiaceae
Product: pentatricopeptide repeat-containing protein At5g50390, chloroplastic
Exons: 1
Coding region: 56-2194 (712 amino acids)
Biological process (GO): RNA modification
Molecular function (GO): zinc ion binding; protein binding; RNA binding
Source: RefSeq, a predicted model, not a curated record